Micropterus dolomieu (smallmouth bass) is the source of this 1225-nucleotide messenger RNA. Its product is annotated as myosin heavy chain, fast skeletal muscle-like. The transcript is spliced from 8 exons. Gene Ontology annotation, biological process: vesicle transport along actin filament; actin filament organization. Gene Ontology annotation, cellular component: actin cytoskeleton; myosin complex; vesicle. Lineage: Eukaryota; Metazoa; Chordata; Actinopteri; Centrarchiformes; Centrarchidae. Gene Ontology annotation, molecular function: microfilament motor activity; actin filament binding; ATP binding. The record is from RefSeq and is a predicted model, not a curated record. The annotation marks the transcript as partial.
AUGGACUUGGCUUCCUGCAUCGAGCUUAUCGAGAAGCCACUGGGAAUCUUCUCCAUCCUUGAAGAGGAGUGCAUGUUCCCCAAGGCCUCUGACACAACUUUCAAGAACAAGCUGCAUGAUCAGCAUCUGGGCAAGACCAAGGCAUUUGAGAAGCCAAAGCCUGGAAAGGGAAAGGCUGAGGCUCACUUCUCCCUGGUUCACUAUGCUGGUACAGUGGACUACAAUAUCACUGGCUGGCUGGACAAGAACAAGGACCCCCUGAAUGACUCAGUUAUUCAGCUCUACCAGAAAGCUUCAAACAAACUGCUGGCCUUCCUGUAUGCAUCCCAUGGAGCAGCCGAUGAAGCCGCUGCUGGGGGCAAGAAGGGUGGCAAGAAGAAGGGUGGUGCCUUCCAGACUGUGUCUGCUGUUUUCAGAGAGAACUUGGGCAAGCUGAUGAGCAACUUGAGGAGCACUCACCCUCAUUUUGUCCGUUGCCUGAUUCCUAAUGAAUCAAAGACACCUGGUCUCAUGGAGAACUUCUUGGUCAUCCACCAGCUGAGAUGUAACGGUGUGCUGGAAGGUAUCAGAAUCUGCAGAAAGGGCUUCCCCAGCAGAAUCAUCUAUGGUGACUUCAAGCAGAGAUACAAAGUAUUGAAUGCCAGUGUGAUCCCUGAGGGACAGUUCAUUGACAACAAGAAAGCUUCAGAGAAGCUGCUGGGAUCCAUUGAUGUGGACCACACUCAGUACAUGUUUGGACACACAAAGGUGUUCUUCAAAGCUGGUCUGCUGGGUCAGCUGGAGGAGAUGAGAGACGAGAAACUGUUUACGCUGGUGACCAUGACUCAGGCUCUCUGCAGAGGAUAUCUCAUGAGGAGAGAGUUCGUUAAGAUGAUGGAGAGGAGGGAAUCAAUCUUAACCAUCCAGUACAAUAUCCGUUCAUUCAUGAAUGUGAAAAACUGGCCAUGGCUGAAAGUGUACUUCAAGAUCAAGCCUCUUCUGAAGAGUGCUGAGACUGAGAAGGAGCUGCAACAGAUGAAGGAGAACUAUGAAAAGAUGAAAUCAGACCUGGCUGCUGCCCUGGCCAAGAAGAAGGAGCUGGAGGAGAAGAUGGUUUCCCUAGUGCAGGAAAAGAAUGACCUGCAACUCCAAGUGGCUUCAGUAAGUAGCAAACAAAGCAAAUGUGAUUCAAUCAUAUAUGCACUUUACAAAUUAAUCACUGUUACUCACAUUUUCAGAUAUCUAG